Molecule: messenger RNA, 498 nt
Organism: Rotaria sp. Silwood1
Lineage: Eukaryota; Metazoa; Rotifera; Eurotatoria; Philodinida; Philodinidae
Source: the annotation of a GenBank genome assembly
AUGGCUGAACUUCUCAGUCAUCCGUCAUGGUUUACUACAAAGAAAAUUAAUUCAUAUUUAUUUUUAACUACUGAAGAUCAUUUCUUUGAAGGCAAUCGAUCAAAUAUUUGGCUUCUACGCGGUACUGCACAUGAUUUGAUCAUUGAUUGUGGCUUAGGUGUUUGUAAUUUGAAAAAGCAUUUAGAAAAUCUUCAUUUACUCAGUCAAGAUCGUAAAUGUAUUGUUUUAUGUACGCAUAAUCAUUUUGAUCACUGUGGCGGAGCACAACAUUUCGAGAAUGAAAGUGAAAUUUGGAUUCAUCAAGAUGAUUAUAAUGGUCUACGAAAUGGUCGACAAAUAGAAACAUUGAACUAUGUGCAACCAACGCAUUUUUUCCAACAACCUUAUCAUGGUUUUUCUGCACACCAAUAUCGAGUGCCAGCGACAAAAUGUGAUACCAUCAUGGAUGGACAUCGAAUUGAUUUAGGUCUGAAAUCACUUUUAUUCACUGUUAUCUAG